AUGGAAUGUCAACGGUAUUCGGCUAUGUUUGAUGUCCUGGAGGCAGAUAUUGUUGUCUUCCAGGAAACCAAGAUACAAAAGAAAGAUCUCCGAGAUGACAUGGUACUUGUUCCCGGGUGGGAUUGCUAUUUUAGCCUUCCCAAAGUUAAAAAAGGGUAUUCUGGUGUUGUGAUAUACACCCGAAAUGCGACUUGUGCUCCCAUUCGCGCAGAGGAAGGCAUCACGGGAAUUCUUUGUCCUCCGAAUUCUUCCACUUCUUUUCGUGAUCUUCCGCCUGAUCAGCAGAUUGGCGGCUAUCCAACAAAAGAACAGCUUUCAGAGAUCGAAGUUGAUCCCGCAACACUUGACUCUGAAGGCCGAUGUGUUAUCCUGGAAUUCCCAGCAUUCGUCCUGCUUGGGGUCUACAGUCCGGCGAACCGGGACGAGACACGAGAUGGCUUCCGCCUAGCCUUUGUUAGUGCCCUCGAUGCUCGCGUUCGCAACCUAGUUGCAAUGGGGAAAAGGGUCAUCCUGGCAGGCGAUCUCAAUAUCGCCAAAGGCGAGAUAGAUUCCGCACAUUUGGCAGAGGCCAUACGUAAAGGAACCGCUACUGAAGACGAUUUCAUCUCGAACCCGGUGAGACGGAUUUUUAAUCAGUUGGUUUCUGAUGGCAGGGUGAUUGGCGAGAAAGACCCAGGAAGGGAGCUGCCCGUCUUGCAUGAUAUCUGCAGAGCAUUCCAUCCUGAUCGAAGGGGCAUGUAUACGUGCUGGGAACAGCGAAUCAAUGCUCGACCAGGGAACUAUGGAGCUAGAAUCGAUUACGUCCUGUGCAGUCUUGAUAUGCAGGAUUGGUUGUUGGAUUCCAAUAUCCAGGAAGGACUUAUGGGAUCCGAUCACUGCCCUGUUUAUGCCGUCUUCAAAGAUAAGGUGCCACUGGAUGGUACUGAGGUUGACAUUCGUGACAUUGUGAAUCCGCCAGGGAUGUUCAAAAAUGGCGAGCGCCAACGCGAAUAUUCAACGAAGGACUUGUUGCCUCUGUCAGGCCGCCUGAUUCCAGAAUUCGAUAGACGCAGGAAUAUAAAAGAUAUGUUCUUUCGCAAGUCAUCUGUCGGAAACAGCGCACCUCCCGCUCUAUCGAAAAGCGAUAGUCAGAGUUCGUCAGUAGCCUCUACAUCUGCUAUUGAUGAUGGAGUUUCCGUCGGUAAGAGUGCGCCAAAUAAUUCAGUCCCUGAGCAAGAUUCAGAAGCUCGACCGGCCAGCACUCCGAAACGGCCUCAGAAGAGAGAGAGUUUUGCACCGCCUCCAGCGAAAAGGGCAAAAUCGACAGGAGCAUCUACCAAAGGACAGCAAAGUCUAAUAGGUUUCCUCAAACCGAAGCGAGCCACUGACGAUACAAAAACUGCAGAAGACUCCUCGCAAAACGCGGGCAUAAAUGCGACCAGUACAUCAUCCCAGGCUCCCUCGGAAUCCUCCGCAUCUUCCAACACCAUUCCGGGUCCGCCAUCACAGCUCCCAGCGAACACCAGCUCGGAUCCAACAGUGGAGAGUGAAGUACCGACAACAGGCACUCCUACAGAAGCUGCUCAAGACGAGUUGAUUGUCGAUCCUAUAGCUAGCAAGGAGUCCUGGUCAAAGUUGUUCACCAAGAAGGCUGCACCUAAAUGCGAGGGCCAUCAAGAGCCUUGCAUUAUGUUGACUACGAAGAAGCCGGGAAUCAACUGUGGAAGGGCCUUCUGGAUUUGUCCAAGGCCAAUAGGUCCUAGUGGGAACAAGGAGAAAGGGACUCAAUGGCGAUGUUCAACGUUCAUUUGGGCGAGCGAUUGGAACGGUCCUGGUUGA
Rasamsonia emersonii CBS 393.64 is the source of this 1818-nucleotide messenger RNA. Its product is annotated as Exodeoxyribonuclease III. Gene Ontology annotation, biological process: base-excision repair. The coding region runs from base 1 to 1818 and encodes 605 amino acids. The record is from RefSeq and is a predicted model, not a curated record. Gene Ontology annotation, cellular component: nucleus. NCBI's taxonomy places the organism in Eukaryota, Fungi, Ascomycota, Eurotiomycetes, Eurotiales, Trichocomaceae. The transcript has 5 exons. Gene Ontology annotation, molecular function: DNA binding; double-stranded DNA 3'-5' DNA exonuclease activity; phosphoric diester hydrolase activity.